Budorcas taxicolor (takin) is the source of this 2701-nucleotide messenger RNA. RefSeq names its product rab11 family-interacting protein 5-like. Gene Ontology annotation, cellular component: secretory granule; early endosome; phagocytic vesicle. The coding region runs from base 10 to 2496 and encodes 828 amino acids. The record is from RefSeq and is a predicted model, not a curated record. NCBI's taxonomy places the organism in Eukaryota, Metazoa, Chordata, Mammalia, Artiodactyla, Bovidae. The transcript has 16 exons. Gene Ontology annotation, molecular function: monoatomic ion transmembrane transporter activity; small GTPase binding. Gene Ontology annotation, biological process: monoatomic ion transport; transmembrane transport; regulated exocytosis.
UCCCCCACUAUGGCCCUGGUGCGGGGCGCCGAGCCGGCGGCGGGGCCCUCCCGCUGGCUACCCACGCACGUCCAGGUGACGGUGCUGCGGGCCCGCGGGCUGCGGGGCAAGAGCUCCGGCGCGGGCAGCACCAGCGACGCGUACACGGUGAUCCAGGUGGGCCGCGAGAAGUACAGCACGUCGGUGGUGGAGAAGACGCCGGGAUGUCCCGAGUGGCGCGAGGAGUGCUCCUUCGAGCUGCCACCCGGCGCCCUGGACGGCCUGCUACGGGCGCAGGAGGCCGAUGCGGGCCCGGCGCCCUGGGCCGCGGGCUCAGCCGCCGCCUGCCAGCUGGUGCUCACCACCAUGCACCGUUCGCUCAUCGGCGUCGACAAAUUCCUGGGCCAGGCCACGGUGGCGCUGGAUGAGGUCUUCGGCGCAGGCCGCGCCCAGCACACUCAGUGGUACAAGCUGCGCUCGAAGGCGGGCAAGAAGGAGAAGGAGCGCGGGGAGAUCCAGGUGACCAUCCAGUUCACGCGCAACAACCUCAGCGCCAGCAUGUUCGACCUGUCUGUGAAGGACAAGCCGCGGUCCCCCUUCAGUAAGAUCAAGGACAAGAUGAAGGGCAAGAAGAAGUUUGACCUGGAGUCUGCCUCUGCCAUCCUCCCCAGCAGUGCCCUGGAGGACCCCGAGCUGGGCAGCCUGGGCAAGAUGGGCAAAGCCAAAGGCUUCUUCCUCCGCAACAAGCUGCGGAAGUCCUCACUGACCCAGUCCAACACCUCGCUGGGCUCGGACAGCACUCUGUCCUCGGCCAGCGGCAGCCUGGCCUACCAGGGCCCCGGCGCUGAGCUCCUCACCCGCUCGCCCAGCCGCAGCAGCUGGCUGUCCUCGGAAGGGGGCCGGGACUCUGCACAGUCCCCCAAGUUGCUCAAACACAAACGGACCUACAGUGACGAGGCCAGCCAGAUGCGGGCGGCGCCUCCCCGGGCCCUUCUUGACCUUCAGGGCCACCUCGAUGGGGCCUCGCGCUCCUCUCUGUGUGUCAACGGGAGCCACAUAUACAACGAGGAGCUCUCGGCGCCCCCACGGCACCGCAGUUCCAUCUCGGGCCCGUUUCCACCCUCCAGCUCCCUGCACGCUGGCUCUUCCCGGCCCUCCGAGGAGGGGCCGCGGUCUGCGGACGACUCCUGGGCCCGAGGCGGCCACCGCCCCAGCAGCUCUGAGGCGGCGCCUGGACAGGAGGAGCUGAGCUCACAGGCUAGAGUGUUGGCCGUGGGGUCCUGCCGCUCUGGAGAGGAGGAGGGGGCCCGGCCCUCAGAGGGGAGGCCGGUGCAGGUCGCCACCCCCAUGGUGGCCUCCUCUGAGGCUGCGGUGGAGAAGGAGGGAGCCCGGAAGGAGGAGCGGAAGCCCCGGAUGGGCCUUUUCCACCAUCACCACCAGGGGCUGAGUCGGAGCGAGAUGGGGCGCCGAGGCUCUCUGGGGGAGAAGGGGGGCCCCACUCUGGGAGCCUCCCCCCACCACUCGUCCAGUGGGGAGGAAAAGGCCAAAAGUAGCUGGUUUGGCUUGAGAGAAGCCAAGGAACCAUCCCAGAAACCCAGACAUCCUUCUUUGGUCGCUUCAGGCACUUCUUGGACAUCAUCGACCCUCGCACGCUCUUUGUCACUGAGGCGUCUCAGAGAGGCUGUGCAACUGCUGGAAGACUAUAAGCGUGGGACCCUGCACCCGGGGGUCACCAAUGAGCAGCUCUGGAGCGCACAGAAAAUCAAGCAGGCUAUUCUACACCCGGACACCAAUGAGAAGAUCUUCAUGCCUUUUAGAAUGUCAGGUUACAUUCCUUUUGGGACGCCAAUUGUUGUUGGCCUUCUCUUGCCCAAUCAGACAUUGGCGUCGACUGUCUUCUGGCAGUGGCUGAACCAGAGCCACAACGCCUGUGUCAACUAUGCAAACCGAAACGCUACCAAGCCUUCACCUGCAUCCAAGUUCAUCCAGGGCUACCUGGGAGCCGUCAUCAGUGCUGUCUCCAUUGCUGUGGGCCUUAAUGUCCUGGUUCAGAAAGCCAACAAGUUCACCCCGGCCACCCGCCUUCUCGUCCAGAGAUUUGUGCCAUUCCCUGCUGUAGCCAGCGCCAAUAUCUGCAACGUGGUUCUGAUGCGGUAUGGGGAGCUGGAGGAGGGAAUUGACGUCUUGGAUGGUGACGGCAACCUCGUGGGCUCCUCCAAGAUCGCCGCCAGACAUGCCCUGCUGGAGACAGCGCUGACACGAGUGGUCCUCCCCAUGCCCAUCCUGGUGCUCCCCCCGAUCGUCAUGUCCAUGCUGGAGAAGACAGCUCUCCUGCAGGCGCGUCCCCGGCUGCUCCUCCCUGUGCAAAGCCUUGUGUGCCUGGCAGCCUUCGGUCUGGCCCUGCCGCUGGCCAUCAGCCUCUUCCCUCAGAUGUCAGAGAUCGAAACAAGCCAAUUAGAGCCUGAGAUAGCCCGGGCCACGAGCGGCCGGACAGUGGUGUACAACAAGGGACUGUGAGCAGCGGCCGGCCGGCCUGGGGACAGAGCGCUGUCCAGGCCCGGAGUUGGGGGCAAGGAAGGAGUCCUGUGGGCUGCACCUGCAGGGAGAGACACGCUGACCCCCACCCCCAGUCCCAGGCCACCUGGGGGAGCACUCCCCCCACAGUGCUAGGGAGACUAAUCUAUUCACGAAUUAACAUAAGGGAGAAGAAUUCUGACACAUU